Messenger RNA from Durusdinium trenchii, 1128 nucleotides. The record is from the annotation of a GenBank genome assembly. Lineage: Eukaryota; Dinophyceae; Suessiales; Symbiodiniaceae.
AUGGUGGUGAGUGUGGGCCCAGAGCUUCAAUGGGCCGAUGAGGUGGUGUGUGAGAAGGUGGAUGGCAAGGUGGUGCCCAAGGCCCAGGACUUGGCAGGUGAGGCGGAGGUGAUCUGCCUGCUGAAUGAGUCGCGGGUGCGCAAUGCCAAGUAUGAUGUGCCUCACUAUGUGGUGGAGGGCUACUACCACGAUGAUGGGCCGCCGGCACUGGAUCAAAUCGUCGAAGCCUGCCGGCUCAUCCAUGAGAAGCUGCAGGCCAAGAAGAAGGUCUUGGUCAUUGCUCCCGCCGGAACUGAGUACAAAUCGCACAGGCAUUUCUCAGGGCUUUGUACUGCCGCCUAUCCAUUGCUGAUGAAGAAGGUCACGGUCGACCAGGCCUAUGCUCCCUGGGAGGGCCAGAACUUGAAGUUUCGGCCGCACUCCUGGGCGUCCGUGCGCAAGCCAGCGCCCGAGGGGGGCAUGCUGCUGAAGACGUGCCUGGAAGCCUUGGAGGUGGCCACGAGGCUCAAGUGGCUUGAUGUGGAGGCCUUCGACUCCAAGGCAUAUACGGAGCUUUGCGCCAAGUGGGAUGCUACAUGGGUGAUCCCUGGCGAGAUCCUCCUCAUGGCAGAUCCGAUGACCACGGUCAUGGACCCGGACCCCGCCACCUGCAGCCACCUGGUGGGCCCUGAGACGCCCAACUUCGCCGCGUGGUUCGAAGUGCUCAACGUGGCGGGCCUCGUGCGCCUCAACAAGGACCGAGAGUCAGGCCUCGAGAAGAGCUACGACGCCAAGAAGUUCAAAGAUGCUGGCUUGCUUCACGUCCAGGCCGCAUAUGACGACACCGGAGGAGGUGUGCCCGACAAGGCCAUUGCCAAGAAGGUCCUCGAUGGCUGCAGCGAGGUGGCUGAAGGGAAGGCCAUCGCUUUUCACUGUAAGGCAGGCUUUGGGCGCUCGGGUGUCUGCGCCGCGCUCCUGGCGAUCCACCGCUAUGAUCUGUCUGGGCAGCAUCUGCUGGCCUGGCUGCGCUUCUGCCGCCCGGGCACCAUCACCACCCUUUCUCAAGCCCGAUUUUUGGCCUCGCUUCAGGGACGACAAAAGCUGGAGGAGUGGAUGUCUGAGUCCGAGGGUUGCUGUACAAUGUGUUAG